Molecule: messenger RNA, 1264 nt
Organism: Rhipicephalus sanguineus (brown dog tick)
Lineage: Eukaryota; Metazoa; Arthropoda; Arachnida; Ixodida; Ixodidae
Gene: Ist1
Product: IST1 homolog
Exons: 1
Coding region: 188-1216 (342 amino acids)
Biological process (GO): protein transport
Source: RefSeq, a predicted model, not a curated record
UGCAACUGGGGCGGGGAAGUGUGACGCUUUCUCGCACCUUCCCGUACGUCUCUAAAACGCGUCUCUGUCUGCGUACCUGAAACUGGUGGAUGCUAUCCUUCUCAUGUCUGAAAGGUAGGAACCGCUUCCGAAGACUUAAAAGAAACCUGUGUUCUGUUGCCAAGCGGUCCGUGACUCCAGCGCAGGCAUGUUUUCCGCGGGUCCCAAUUACGCCAAGUUGAAAACCAACUUGAGACUGACGAUGAACCGCCUGAAGUUGCUUGAACGGAAGAAGACAGAGCUAGCGCAGAAAGCCCGUAAGGAGAUCGCAGAGCACCUGGCAAACGGGAAAACAGAGAGGGCAAGGAUCCGAGUGGAACAUAUAAUUCGUGAAGAUUACCUCGUCGAAGCCAUGGAACUCGUUGAAGUCUACUGUGAUCUUUUGUUAGCACGCUUUGGCCUCCUCCAACAAAUGAAAACGCUCGAUGAAGGUCUCUCGGAAGCUGUCUCUAGCCUCAUCUGGGUGGCACCGCGACUACAGGCUGACGUUGCGGAACUGAAGGCGGUCGCCGAUCAGCUGGCGAUCAAGUACGGUAAACCUUACGCACAAGCGGCUCGCGAUAACGGGCUGUCAACGGUGAGUCCCAAGCUUAUGCAGAAGUUGAGCGUUCAGGCGCCACCGCGGCUUCUCGUGGAGCAGUACCUGAUCGAGAUAGCGAAGAGCCAUGACGUGCCCUACGAGCCGGACAAGUCUGUCAUGGAAGAACCAAGCGACGAAGUAUCGCAGCCUCCACUGAUCGAUCUUGGCGCUGGGGCUAGACCACCCGGUUUCAUCACUCAACCCUACCCCCAGUUCAUGCCUGGCAGUGCACCGCAGGGCGUUGACUACCCGCCACCGCCGACCGCGGGACCAAUGGGGCCGGACUACAACGCGCCACCAGUCAAAGCUCCGCUGGGACCCGACUUUCAACCUCCACCUUUUGCACCCCAGCCUAUGAACUUUCCUGGGCCUCCGCCUAUUCCCAAGGCACCACCUUCGGCUGCUCCGUUCCCAGCUAUAAACCCGCACACUGUCGGCUUCGGCGAAGGAGGUCUGCCACCAUACAGUGCGGUGAGCGGAUUGCCAGACUUACCGUCAGUACCCUCUGGCAGCUUGCCGAAGCCGCCUUCCAAGGAAGACGACCUCGACUUUGAUGACUUGACGCGCCGAUUCGAGGAGCUCAAGAAAAGAAAGUAAAGCACAACACGUUUACCAAGAUACGCUUGUAGUUAUUUUUUUUUCUGC